Messenger RNA from Physella acuta, 460 nucleotides. Its product is annotated as kielin/chordin-like protein. The record is from RefSeq and is a predicted model, not a curated record. Gene Ontology annotation, molecular function: peptidase inhibitor activity. NCBI's taxonomy places the organism in Eukaryota, Metazoa, Mollusca, Gastropoda, Physidae.
AAAUACAAGAAAGGAACCAGCAUACCGUACAACGAAUGCAACAACUGCCUCUGUGUCGGGCCUGAAGUAAGCUGUGACCUAAAGCCGUGCACUCCCUCGCCCGAGGCCGGAUGUGAACUCAAUGGAGUGGAAUACAAGAAAGGAGCCCUCGUAAAGUUCGACAAAUGCAACACCUGUCGUUGUGUUGGGCCUAAUCUAAAAUGUGACAUAAAGCCGUGCUCUACAAAACCUGAGGUGGGCUGUCGACACAACGGGGUGUUGUAUAAGCCGGGGGAGUUGUUCAAAAAAGAAUGCAACACCUGCACGUGCUCCGCCAAGGGCGCUGCGUGUACUAAAAUGGGUUGCUCUGGGUAAUUUGACUAGUCAGACAUACCUGGACAAAACUGACACCCACGCGAUGUGCUUUAUACGGAUGCUGUGGGAAACUAGAGAAAUAAAUAUUGUGCAUUAGUAAGCUUUA